AUGGCGGUUGUCGAUUUAGAUCAAAACAAAUACGUCCAAACCAAACGGCGACAGCGUGAGUCCCCACAGCCUGUUCCUUGCCACAACACUCCCUAUUUCUGUCUCAACUCGGUUGGCUGGACAUAUCGCUAUGAGGAACUCAGACAGCGACUGCUUGAGAGAACCGCAGAGGAGACGGCCUAUGCCGGUAUUAUCGAGCAAUGCAAGUACCGACGGUUGGCACAACAAGCGAGGCUAUUGAACGAACGCAACGCGAGUCUUCUCCGCGCCGUCGGAUCCGUCCAAUCGCAGACAGGAGGCACAUCUGCAGCAGGUACACCCGGGCCAGAUAAUCCCGUACGAGUGGCCUAUGUGGUAUCGCUCGAAUCACAAAUUACUGCACUCCGUGAUGAACUGGCAGCCGUAUACAAAACACAGGGCCAAAAUGCCCAACGGUUACUCUCAAUGAACGAAACAUUGCGUGAAAAGGAGGAACAAACGCGACUAAAUCUCGAAGAACUCCGUCACACCAAGGAGGAGCUUGAGCGCCUGCGCAAGAUCACAAAGGACCACAAGGAGCAGAUUGAGGAGAAGAACCGCGCGUUGCAAGUUUUAACCGACGAGGCCCAGGCACACCACCUCGAGAUGUCCCAGAUCGAGCAGCGGAAUGAGGAGUUGAAGAAGGAUAAUGCUGGGUUGUUGCAGCGUUGGCUGGAUCAUAUGAACGAUGCUGCGAACAAGAUGAACCAUGCCAAUGCGUUUUAUACCGAAUUGCGCACAGCUGGAUGGGCAUCUCAGCCAGGCUCAACCGCCACGUCUGAGCUCGGGGAUGAUAUUGUAGACGUAACAGCUGAACAUCUGUCGGCGUCGGGAAAAGUCGAGCGCAACGGCGCGCCCUCCAGCUCGCCCAAUAUGUUGCAACUCAACCCGAACGACGUGGGGACCGCUAUUGGAAUAAACGGUCAGACGGCUGUGGCAUGGUACGAAGCGAGACGCGCCGUUGCGGAACGAGAUGUUUUAAUGCAGAGUAAGGUCGAUGAGGAGUGGUCGGUUGUGGAUGCACCCGAGGUAGAAGUUGAGACUACGGACACUACAUCUAAUAAUCCUGGUACCGACGAUUGGGAGCAGUGCUCUCCCGUUGCCGAUUAG
Molecule: messenger RNA, 1128 nt
Organism: Rhizoctonia solani
Lineage: Eukaryota; Fungi; Basidiomycota; Agaricomycetes; Cantharellales; Ceratobasidiaceae
Product: autophagy-related protein 16
Exons: 6
Coding region: 1-1128 (375 amino acids)
Biological process (GO): autophagosome assembly
Cellular component (GO): autophagosome membrane
Source: RefSeq, a predicted model, not a curated record